GGAUUCCGGUCGCUCAGUGCCCAGAUCCCCGAGUAACUCUCCGCCUAUAAAACGGAGCCAGACGUCUGCGGAUAGAUAAACCAAUCAAUGGCUUCGAAAUCUCAGUACCUAAUCGCCCUUCUCGUCGCCGCUCUCUCCGUUCAAUUACUCGCUUCCGACUCCGCCCUGGUGGGCGGCUGGCAGCCGAUCCAGGACCUAAGCUCGCCGGAGGUUCAAGACCUCGCGAAGUUCGCCAUCGCCGAAGACAACAAGGCUGCCGGCGCCAAAUUAGAGUUCCAGAGCGUGGUUCGCGGUGAGCAACAAGUGGUGGCAGGCAUGAACUACCGGCUGGUCAUUGCGGCGCUAGAUGGCGGAGUUUCCGGCAAUUACGAGGCGGUUAUAUGGGUUAAGGAUUGGGAGAAGUUUAGGAACCUCACCUCCUUCAAGAAAUUGCCUGGUUUGGUAUGAUAUUGAUAGAUUUUGUUGUAAAACCCUAAAAAGAGAAUGAUAGUGGAAGAAAGAUCGUUUAUAAUUUGAUGAUGACAGUGAAAUAGAGGCAGUUUAGAAUUUGAAUGAUUCUGAAAGUUGUUGGAAACGUUUCGUGGAAAUUAUGAUGAAUGAAUUAUGCUGCCUGAGCAUCACAUGAAAGGUGGGUUAUUCUGAACCA
Molecule: messenger RNA, 646 nt
Organism: Diospyros lotus (date-plum)
Lineage: Eukaryota; Viridiplantae; Streptophyta; Magnoliopsida; Ericales; Ebenaceae
Product: cysteine proteinase inhibitor 1-like
Exons: 1
Coding region: 88-447 (119 amino acids)
Molecular function (GO): cysteine-type endopeptidase inhibitor activity
Source: RefSeq, a predicted model, not a curated record